This is a messenger RNA of Tricharina praecox, 1111 nucleotides long. RefSeq lists its product as uncharacterized. NCBI's taxonomy places the organism in Eukaryota, Fungi, Ascomycota, Pezizomycetes, Pezizales, Pyronemataceae. Bases 392 to 817 code for a protein of 141 amino acids. The record is from RefSeq and is a predicted model, not a curated record. The transcript has a single exon.
CCGCGUUUUAAGCGAUCCUCUCGCAAUGCACUCACCAAAUAUUGCUUGUUCGAAAGGCAUUCACGCCGACAGCGCCACAGGCACAUUUCAAAAGUUGAUCAGGAGCCUCUAACUUUUGAGUAGCAUGACUAUUAAUUUACUCAUUUGACCCCAGAUCGUACGCACAGCACCGUCCAGCCGUGCGCAGUUCGGUCAUCAGGCAAACCAGUCGCUUUCAGUUUGGAUAGUCAUAUGGAUAUAAGAUCGUGUUCAGUCGUCCCUGUCGACGAAGUUGGCCAUCAUACUGGUACAAUACUCCCAUACGACAUCACCAUACAACUACCAUCAUCAUCACAUCGGUCCAUUACUACAUACAUCCGUCCAUACAUCCAUCACUCUACUCUACAUACCGAUGUCUGCUUCUACCACCAUACUCACCCUCUACUUCCUCCUCCUCACCAGUACUCAACUUACCAGCGCCCAUCUCAUCAAACGCAAGGGCGCUGGUGGCGGAGGCGGUGGUGCUCGCGGCGGCGGAUCCUUUACAGCCAGCGGCGGUGGCGGCGGCGGUAGCGGCGGCUCCGAAUCAUUGACCCACGACCAAUGGUCACUUAUCUUCAUCAUUGUCGGCACCAUCUGCGGUGUCAUCGUUUCUGCGAUCGUCGGUGUCAGAGUCUACUGGUGUAUCCGGACACGGAGACGGGCUGUCGCAUUGCGUCAACAAUUCGAGAAGCACGCUCGAUACCCGUACGCGAGCAGCGAUAGCUCCACUACCAAGCUUAGCCCCACGGCUAUGGUCGGUGUGCGAAAGCCCGAGAGGAUGUACCUGCGUUUUUAAAGCCUAUGGCUUCUUUAUGUCUUCAUGAUCACGAUUUCUACGAUUUGGUUUUGGGAGGGUGUUUAGAUCUGUACGAUUACUAGAGUGUGUUUUCGGAUCUGCUUGUAUGAAUAUGUGUACGAUUAAUUAUGUCUUGUUGUUGUUUCUUUGGCGGGUGUUUGGGGAUUAUCUUUUCACGAGUUCUGUAUUACUAGUUAGACGUUUCAACGAUAGAAUAACGGUCGAUAGAUGUACUUUUAGGCGUUCUUUUGGGUGUACUUCAGUAAUAUCCUUUAAUGAAUAUUUCAGAUUGGC